CCUUCAGCAUCCACAGCCCCCUGACAAGCCUCACUGGGGCUGUUCCUCAGGCGGUUGUGCUUAAAGAAUUGUGAGAAACACAAUAAUUUAUAAUCAUCAUCUGUAUCGAUUUUAUCUGUAAAUAGACACUGACAGAUAAUGAAUAGCAAACAGCACUCCAAGUGUAAUUCUGCUUCUGCUGAGAUCAGGGAAGGUUUCCCACUGACUUUUCCAAGGCCAGGAUUUCACCUCUGGUUUUCAUUCCUGGCAUCGCCACUGCCUCUGUGACCUUCUGCAAGUUUCUGAGCUUCCUGCUUGCCUGAUUUCCCUACAUUUAAAGAUACACUGGCUUAGCGGCAUUGUUACAGUUUAUAUUCUUAGAGCUGUAAAUACCAAGCACUAUGGAUUUCUAGCGCAUAUCAAUGUUUAUUCCUGCGUAUGUUUUAACGUGAUGGAGAAGGGGUUGGUGGCAGCCACAGCAGAACAAAUUAUCGACCUGUUCCCUCAAACGUCAUGCCCUCCAACUCCCAGCUAAUUUGCCAUUUAUGAGGAAUAAUAAUAACACAGAUAAGGGCCAGACCAUGGUGUGACGGUGUGUGUAGAGAGGUACGUGGAUAUGCAAUACUGUGUCUCCCUUUCAGAUGCAUCAUUGGGAUUGAGGGUUUUUCUUGGGUCAAAGUUUUGGGGUUCUGAUUUACAUUGAAUAGCAGACUUAAGCAGAGUUUUGUCCUGGAAGCAAAUUCUCAAUCAACCUGCCUGUGCAAAGGAAAUCAGCUCUUUGUAGACUUGCAAUUGAAUUGGUCAUUGUAGCUGCUCCAAGAGGCUCCUUCAGUCAUUUUGGUUUGUGAAAUAAGAAUUUUAUAAAUUUGAUGAAGUUGUAAAUCUCACUGGGGUUUUCCACCAGCACUUUGAAAGAAGCAGCUGAGAUCAGGGCUCCCAAUAUGCUUGUGUCAAAAGUCAUGGAUGCAUAGUGAAAGGACAAGGAGUGUGGAAAAAAAUGUGGUUUAGAGGCAGCAGCACAGGAAGGCUCAGCAGUUGAGACCAUGCCCACGGUCACUCCAUGUGGGGAAUUGGAGGGGACUGAGCCCAGUUCCACCUCAUCAGUUCUGUCUUCAAAAUCUUGGAGGAUCAGCAAGGGAACCUUGUUCCUGAAAACUCUUGGUGGUGAAGCAAAGACCCAUGGAUGUCCAGUCUCCAAAACUGGAGAGAACGGUUUAGCCAGAGCUCUGCAGGGAGCAGGGGCCAGCUCCAGCUGUAGGUGUCACCUCUGAAUAGGGGCAAACCACACUGCUCAGCUGACUGCUGUCUCUUUUGCUGCUGUGUGUGCACAUGUACAACUCUCAGAAGCACAGGGCACAGAGCAUCCUUCAAGCUAAAGAGGACUACUAUCACUUACUCUUGGCUUUUAUUAUGAAUAACAUUUUUUUCCAGGCUUGUAACCUCAAUUGUAACUCUUCAAAAUCACUGAGUACACGGUUACUGUGAGAGCCUCCACCACCAGUUGUCUUGGUGUCUUAGAACCAGUCUGGACAGGAGAAGUAACAGCUACAGCAGCAAGGGAGGGAUCAGAGUGGGGGCACCCAACCAAGUCCCUAUUUGCUGCACUACAACCAUCCUUUUGGGAGCCACACUCACCCAACUGGGACAGGAGCAGCUGGUGGGAAGGACAGCACCGGUCACCAUGCUUUGGCUCUCGUGUCUGUGGCACAGGGUGAAAGUCCCUGCCAUGGUUCACUGCACAGACUUUUGGUCAUCACCACUGUGGGUGUUCUGAAACCCUCGGCACAGGGAGUUUUGGUGUUACCAGCUGGGAGCUGUGGUGACCCUGUACGUGUUAAAUCAGCCAGCAGCUGCAGCUAAUCCUUAUUAACUCCCAACACUGCCCAAGGAUCAAACUGUGUGAAAUGACAGAAGGCACACAUCAAACCAAAGGCUCAGGAUGCUGCUGCCAUCCCACUUGCCUUCAGGAGCAAUGAAGGGAGGAUACCAGCUGUUGAGAGUUUGGUUCUGAACCCCUUUGGGUAACAGGUGGACACCACCUUGGUGACAAACGCUCAUCUAACAGCCCUCCAGUGAAGUCAGAGACACUCCAAUACUGAUGCUCCCAAAGCCUCAGGAUGAGAUUGCAUCUUCCUUAACAGCUCUGGCUCUUGCAUUGCCCGUGAGGCAAUGCUGUGUGACCUGCAGAGGGGACAACAUGGCCCUUCCAUGGGGCUGCAAAUGGUGAACAGCAGCAGCCUUGAGUCCCUGGAACCCCUGGAGAAUUCUUCCCAUCAGUGCUCUUGGGCAACAGCACGGCUGUUUCCAGCAUUGUCCUCAUUUCCAAUGAAGACAGCUCCUGCCCUACUUGCCUCUGUGUACCACUCCUGCCUCCCUCCAUGCCCUUAGUACUGGUGAGAGGUUCAUGGCUAAACAGAACAUGGUGCUCACUCCUUCAUGUGGGACUUCAGAUGUUCCUGCCACAAGCUGAGAGCUUGUAAAAGUUGGACAGGUAAAGCUGAUUCAAACCCACUACGGAUUUCCUGUUUCAGUUCUGGUGACAGGCUCCUUUUUCCGCAUACACAGGAAAAUUAUGAAGGCUCUUUGCUUCCAAAUCAGAGACAAGAAACAGAUCUCAAUUCCAGAUUUUUUUUUUUCUUUGACUUUCUUUGAGGCUUGAAAUCUAUCAACUAUUUUUAAAGGAAAACAUUUUCAUUGGUUCAAAAAAAGAGCCAUUUUCUACUUAAGGGGAGAAGGGAAAGUUCAAAAGAAAAUUUGCAGCCAUUUCUACUAAAGACAUUUCACUAGACAGAACAGAGUACUUGAAAAUAGCAGUACGUGUCCCCUGGGCUUUGGCCAACCUACUUUCUGAUGUUUCCUGAGAUGAGGUACCACAACUCCUAUCAAGAAGUUCAGCCCACCACAGCCAGGGCUGGCAGGAAGAUGUACCUGUGGUGUGGUUUGCAUUUCUGGUCUCUGGUAGACACCAGGUAACUCCCAGAACUCUUGCACUGGCACCAGGACAUAUGGCCCUCCAAAGAGGAUGGCCUGGCCAGCCCCAGCCCUCUGGUACAGCUGGAUUUUACACCUUCCAUAAGUACAACUACAGGACAAUGCACUUGGGAUCAUUUCCUUAUCAGCAAGCUGGGUGCUCAGCUGUUCCCAACCAGCCUGCCCCCCCGUGGAGACGUUGUCACAAAUCUGCAGAGCCCUGGGCAGGAACAAAGCUUUGACCUUGGGGCACUGCCAAGACCACUUACUGUGGCAUUGAUUUUAAACACAUUCUGGUUGCAGGAAUUGCAAAAUGCCCUAUGUGAUCAUUCCAGGGGGGCUGGAACAGUGAGCCACAGUGCUUCUUUGGUUCUGCAGUUUCUGUAGAGAGAAAACUCAAGUCAGAUGUGGGAAGCAGCUACUGAGGGACAGGUUUGUGGCACAGCAUCUCCCCACAAAAUCAUUUAGAUUGGAAAGACCUCUCAGGUCAUUGAGUCCAGCCACUCACCCAGCACUGCCAGGUUACCUUGAUUUGCUGCAGCUGACCUCCUUCUGAGCUGUGUGUAGGGAGCAAGGACAGAUUCCUGGGAUAAAGGGCUCUUUCAGGGGUUAUUUUUAUCUCUCUGUGCAGCAGCACAGGUGGGCAGCUUUUGCAGCUGCCUUGCCGAGGCCAUUGAUGAUGUGGGCAUGGACCUCUAGCCCAGCUCGGCUGCCAGGCAAAGUACCAGGGAAGAUGUUCCUCCUCCUGGAAGACAACAUGACUCUCCUAACCAUGCAGUGCUGAUUGGGUUAGAUAGGGCAUAUUGUAUUUUUCAUGUGCUGGAUCGCUUGCUGCAGUUGCUGCUGUGUAAUGUGGGGCUUGUCAAGUGAGAGCCAAAAUCGUCUCUGGUGCACCUCCCACCUGGGGACAACGGGGAGAAAUCCUGUCCCAGAUGCAUCCUACUUAGUGAUAAAAUAUUUCCUAGGGCCAGAUUCAGAACAGACAUGCAUGCUAUGAUGCCAGGGUUCAUGCAGCAAGAUUUUCUGCCUGUGCAGUCUCAGAGCAGGCAGGACAGCAGUCGGCCUCAGAGGCACUGGAAGGUGAGAGGGCUGAGGCCAUUCCCUGGGGAUCAGCUGAGCAGGGCUGCUUUGCCCACAGCCACAGUACCCAUGGAGAGGGUCGAGGAGAGAAGGCACCACCCUUCACCACAGGCUCUGCCCCUCACAACGGGCUGGGGCUUGCAAGCCCAGCACACUGCUGCACGUUUGAUCACCAGCCAUCUCCACUCCCUGCAGGCCUGGACCGUGAAUUUGGUUGCGAUGGAGACCGUGUCCCUGGAGCACCAGAUCCAGAGCGUGCAGCGACACAUCGCUUUCCUGAAGAAGGAGCAGAUGGAGCUGCUCCAUGACCUGCACCUGGAGAUCCUCCGGUUGCAGAAGCACUGCUCAGAGCUCACCCACGACCUGGAAAUGAAAGAGAUGGAGGCCCGCCAGCAAGAUGUCCUGGACCGCGAGCUGGAGGAGAAGUGCCGGGCGAUGGAGGCCCAGCUGCAGGAGAAGGAGAAGGACAACCUGGAGCUGCGCAAGGAGCUGCAGCACAAGGAGACGCUGGUGGCUGCGCUGCGCUCCAGCCUCCGCAGCAAGGAGCGCCGGUUCCUGGAGGAGCUGAAGCGCAGGAGCCACCGCGUCACCAUCCUCGACACCGAGCUGCAGAAGCAGACGGAGGCGGCCGCCUACCUCUCGCUGCAGCUGCACGCCACGGCCCAGCGGCUGCCGGGCCCCCGGGCAGGCGGGCGGCCGCCCCCCGAGCAGCCCCCGGCCGAGGCCCGGCCCCGGCGCCGCGGCCACAGAGCGCCCGCCCGGCGCCCGCCCGGAGACGGCGCCCGGUGCAGGGACCCCGCGCAGGAGGAGCACGAUGCCAUGCCCGACCCAGCGCUGUUCCUGUACACACCGCGGCCGCACGGCCCGCAGCGCCCGCCGCCAGAGUCCCCCGGCCCGGCCCGCGCCACGGCCGGCGCCGCCGCGGCCUCCCGGGGCCAGCGGGGCCCCCGGCAGCCCCCGCAGGAGCCGGCGGCCAGGGCCAGGUCGGCCAAGGGCGAGCCCAGCAAGAGGCAGGGGUCCGGUGCCCACGGUGCCCCCCGGGCCCAGGAGUAGGCGGCGAGGGGACGGCGUGGGCCGACCGGCCGGAAAGGCCUGAGCCCGGUGGCAGCGGGCGGGCGCCGGCCGACUCUUUCCCCCGUGCCCUAUGGAGGGGAAGGGGCAGCCGAAAGCGGAGCCCUGCACGCACCUCCCACCCACCGGCAGCCAGGGAGGAUUCCUCUGCCCGAAAUAGCUGGGCCGGGGACGUUAUCGACAAUGCUGCGGGACAGGGGAGCAUCCAGCGCCCGCGCUGUGACGGGGACAUGUCUGAGCGCCUGUCCGGAGCUUGCAAGGAAAGAAAGAGAGAUAGAUCUCAUUUUGAAGUGAGAUCUUCCUCCUGCUGCUGCCCUCAGAGUGGGCGCCGGGUUGCUUUCCCUGGCCCGGGUGCUGGGAGGUGGCAUGCAGCAGCACCAGGCUGUGCCACACAAGACUUGGCACCGUGGGAUGAGCUCAGCCUGGCCUCCAACCCGGACCAUCACCGGCACCAGGCACUGGAGAGGGCCCAGGACAUCACCAGGAAGGUUCUCCAGAAUGCAGGCAGCUGAACGAGGUCGAUCCUGUGGGUGACGGAGGGACCCCCUUCCACAAGAACAGUGCUGCUGUGCUGGCCAGGCCCUAUCCCACACUCCCCUGUGCAGCAGUUUGGCUGUCUCCAACGUGGAUUUCUUCCUCAUCACGUUUGCAUGCAGGACUUGGACAAGUCAGCUGGACAAGAGCCGAGAUUGGCAGUCCUGCUGGACGCCCCCUGGCUCCUCUGCCGCUGCAGCCGGGCUCCGUGUGCUGCUGGAGCAGGGCUGCAUCCUGUGCCCCCUGCACAGGGCUCUCCUUGGCACCAGCAUUUUGGUUCUCAGUCAGAUCCACAGUCAGGCCUGGGUUUGCUGCUGAGGGCUGAGCAGCCCCCAGUCCUCCCCCAUUGCCUCCCAUCCUUGCCAGCACAGCGGCCAUACAGAGCUGCCUUGCCCCAUUUCCAACCAAACUGUCAGCUUUACAAUCCCCUCCCUGGGUGUUGUGAAACACCAUUAGGAGGGGAAGGCUCUGGCGGCCAGGCAGGGCAAAGGUCUUUCUGCUCUGGUGCUGCCGGACCUGUGCUGCUCAGGGCAAGCCAAAGGGCAGGUUUCACCCUGGCAUGUGGGCUGCCAGCCUGGCUGGCCCAGCGGGGACUCAGCCCCUGCCUGCAGCCAGCGCCUGCCCGGCUGGUGGGCAGCAGCCUCCCGCAGGACCCUCACUGCCUCCGCGGCUGGCGUGGGCAGGAGGGAGCUGCAGGGUGAGGUCAGACCUGAUUUUCUUCCAAUUCAGUUUGAAACCUCUUGAAAGACAUCACCCUCAUAGACUAGGGAGACUUGGCUAGCUCGUACCCACCCUCAAUGUGCCCGUGCAGUCAGAGCUGUCUAUUUUUGUAGUUCAAUAUUUAUAUACUGUAUUAAAAUGCUUUAUGAGAUUCACAGCAGCAGUUGCCAAGCCAGCUCUUUGGUAAAAGAGCCCCAAAGCAUAUGAGCUGCACUAGUGGGGCAGAAAUUAGCUGCUUUUUGUACCUUUCCUUUGGCUGUUAUGUUACUCGUCAGGCUUUAGAGGGCAAGACCCCUCUUGCUCUCCCAGGGCACCCCUGCGGGUUGGGACUCCCCAGCUGCUCCCGUGGUCCCUAACACACCCCUGGGUUUGGGAAAGAGCCCAGCAAAGCCACGGUGGGCAGGGUCCCCCUCACAGUGCUGCUGCAGCAGCCUGGCUUGAAGCCAAGCCAAGGUGUGCAGCUCCUGUGGCACAAAAGCUCUAGUGGGAAAUUUUUGCAGUCCCUGAGGUAUCUGGAGCUGCUGCCUCAGAAGUGCAGGGCCCCCUUGAGCCCCCAGCUGUCCUCACAGACUGUGGCAGCCGUGGGAGGCUGCAGGGAGCCCCAACAGGGUGCUCACAGCUGUGGCUGCAGAGCUCCACAUGCCCAGCUUGUCUGUGGAGGUUCGGCAGGUGCAGGGCAGCACAGGGGGCUCUGGUAAUGCCUGGCUGGGCUCUGACCACUGGGAACAGUGCAUGAGGGAGAAAAGUCCUGAGCUCCCCAGCAGAAUGCUUCCUGCCUGUUUCCCUCGGCACAGUGAUCCAGUCAGGCUCUGCCAAGCCCCAGCUCCAGGGGGAGCUGGGUGUGCUGGGCCCUGCUGUCACCCACCCACGGGGGCAGCAAUGGGAGGUUUGUCCAGUGUUGUCCACGAGCAGCCCCAGGGCUCCAGCAUCACAGUUCCAGGAGUGUCAUGCCCUGGAGGUGCAACCGACCUCUGGAAAUCGCUGUUUCUCUCAGGUUCUGAGAGGUUCUGCUUGCGGAUUUGUCUCUGCUCUGUUAGGAUGAAAGAGGCAAUGCCUGUCCCUGUGUGCUUGGCUGUUGCUGCAGCUGUGGUGUGCACAGCUGUUUCCCAUCCUUCCCAGACAAUCCUGAUAGACACGGUAUGUUGCAUUUUUAUUACAAACUCCUUCAUGAGAUCAUGGUGUUUAUGACUGACCUGAGCAUUGAAAAGUGGAGGGAGAAGUAUGAUCCUUCUCCUAUGUAAAUACCUUCCUAGCAAUCAUCAUCCGUAGUGCCUAGUAUGUAAAUGAAGCAACUCUGUCUGAGCUUCAGGGCCCUUUCCUCUCCACCAGUAAUUAGCAGCUUGCUCAAUGAGUUGAUCUCAUUCCCAGUCCCCCAUGCCUGUCCCACCCCAGGUGCUCCUGGUGCAGGCAGGCAGCCGGGCAGGUCUGGAGCCCCGGGCUGAGCAGGCAGAGCCUCUUGCAGCCAAGGGGGUUCCCAGAGGGAUGGAGAGUGAGCACCCCAGUUCCCCCCUUCAUGCCAAUGUAAUGUGCUUGGAAAUGAGUCGUCAGGGUGAGCCCUGCACUUUUCCUUGGGCACAUUUGCCUUGGAGCAGGAAGGAUCAGCUCCUGCGUGCUGUACCUGCUUCAGUCACUGCUGCUUUUCUGGGGGGGGAGGGAAGCUCUAGAGAUACUAUAUAUACAAUUACAUAUAUAUAUAUAUAUAUAUAUACACACACAUACAUGCACUUGUUUUGAAGGGAAAACACUGUAUGAUUGUAAUAGAAAUAAUGUUGAGAUAAACUAUUUUAAUCUUUGUAUUUAUAUAAAAUGAUCAAAGAGAUCAAAAUGAUAAAAAAAAUCAAAAAGACAGUAUUCCUAUUUUUUACUGAGAGAGCUGCUGGAGCCUCUGGGAGCCUGAGAGCCACUGGGGCCCAGGCAGGGCCUGCCCUCCCCUCCUGGAGUGGGAAGCUGUCAUAGGCUCCCCUCUUGCACUGUAAGCUAGCCCUUAGCCCGAAAGGUGUAACAGGGAUCUGUGGGUGCGUUUAGUCCGUGCUCUGCGCUCCUCGGGAAUCCAAAGGGCACACACAGCUCCUACCUGACAGCACAGACAGGAGUGCAACCGCCAGCACCAACGUGCUCAGGAUGGAACAGGCAGUGUUUGAUGUUGACUUGUAAAGCUUAAUGAUUAGACUGGAAAUGGAAGCAUAGCAAUAACGUUCGGUUGUUAAACAACGUCUUGUGUGUGUAAACCACCACGUGCUGAGAGUCUGUCUACAGACUAACAGCCGGGCUCCUCUCCUCUGCACCUCCUUUCACUCUGUAGCUCUGCAGAGGCUUAUGGAUGUCAUGUGUUUGGUUUGCUAAUAUCUCUUUUCCUAUUAUUAUUAUUAUUAUUUUUUUUCCUAAUGCUAUCUAAGAAAGUGAUGUCUCAAAUGCACCUUGCAGCAGGUGUGAGGUGAGAAGUGGAUGGAGGGAAGAUGCACCCACUGCACUCACUGUGGCAGAGACAGUCCUGGCAAUGGGGCGUUUUCCUUCUUGACCCCGUUAACUAAAAAGCCAUAUUUUCUGAAUGUGUUUGCUGGGGCUAAUUUAAGCGCUCCCAGCCAUGUCCUUCCCAUCCCCACUAGGUUCCCAACCUUCCCACUGCUGCAUGGCUUUGUGCUGAGACAGUCUGAACAGGGGCCAGGCCCUGCUGCUUCCCAGGGGGAAGCUUUCUGUGAAUUGCAAGCAAAGGCAGGUUCAUGGCUCAGCUGAUGGGUGCUCUGGAGGGACUGAGGGUGGCUCUUUCCUGGCUGCGCAGGAGAGGUAGCAGUGACACAGCUAGAAACUUCAUCCAGCCUGAAGCAGCUGGAGCCAGCAGUGUGAAGGGAUUGCUCUGCUUUUCCCAAGUUCUCCCCAAGCUCUCCACACUAGGAAGGUAAAUCAGCAGCACAAGGGACUUAAAUUUUUGGGGGUUAGGUGAACUAGCUCCUGCUGCCCCAAGGAAGCCACACCAUCCUUCCUUUUUCCUAGAACACCAGCCCUCACGUCCCAGCAGCCCUGAUGAGCCAGUCUAGCUGUGGUGACUCCUUGGUGCACACCCGUUCUUGUCACCCUCUUGCACUGUCAGCACCUGGCUGCCAAGUCCUACAGGGAGUGCAACAGGAUGGGAGAGAACUCCCUUACGCCUCUGGGUUGCCUCAUGCAGGCAUCCAAGAUCUGUAGAUAAGAUCAGCAGUGCUGGAGUGCUGGGCUGGGUGAGCAGGAGGAGCUCAGGAUCGAUGAGCACAGCAGCUGUGGAGGAGCCAGCAGACACCACGGCCUGUUAAAGCACAAGGAUCAAAGCACUGUGUCCCCUCACCGUCAGAGCUGCCCUUUGCUCCCCAGGGAUCCGUUUCUGCUUCUGUGUCCUCCUUGCCAGCUCUGGCCCUGCAGGGACACUGCUGUCCCAGCCCCAUGAAGGGAUGGUGCCUCUGGGCAGGACAUGGAGGGUGACACUUGGAACUGCCACCACAUCUGAUUCCUUCAUCUCACCCUCCCUCUCCUCACACCUUCAGGCAGGAAUUCAGGGGAGUGAAGCUGCUGGUGUGUGAGAGGUGCACCCAACCCACACCCAGACGGUGCCUCGUCCUCCCUGGCCAGGGUGUGGUUAUGCCUGCUGGCUCUUCCCAAUAGAUUUUAGUCAUCUUGCAGCUUCCAAGAAAGCUCCCCUUUCCUGUUGUUGCAAUUAUCACAGAAAUUAGACUAUCAGGCCCUGGGAAUGCCCCAAAUCUUUGCAUGUCUGAAGCAGCAGACCCUUUCUGCCCAGGGGCUGUGGGUACAGCACUGAGCUGCAGCCCCCUGAGCCCUGCAGGGACGAGCACUGUCUAUAUGUUUCAAAGUCACUGUCACCCACUGGGGUGGGGACAUCACCUCUGCCUGGCCAGAGCCGUGCUGAGACCCCUGGGAGGGCUCUGGCAGAGGGAUGGGGGAGCAGCACUUCUGGUCUCAGCUUCCCUGGUCCCAGAGCAGCUGUGGUUUUGUUGGAGGAAAAAUAUUGUCCUUGGCUGACUUGACAAAGCUCAGUGAGAACAAUAAACGCCUGUGCCUCGUGCUGGGGAGUGCCGCCGCAGAGGGACAGAUGCCAAAGGUUUGACACUGCUCUGCUUUAUUUGAAUGUUCAUUUUGCUACAUGUCACCAUUAUUUGCCAGGAUGAUAUUCAUGUUGACUUUGCUUUUUAACCAAGUGCUUUUCAAAAUGUGUUAACACCCAAGAGACUAGAGUAUGGAGCUAUACUUUAGAAGCUGUUGUAAUAUGCCUUUUUCUUAAUAAAGAGACUGAAAUCUGCAGAGGGUGGUACUGUCCUACCCCAGAAUGCAGGACCUCUAGCCACAAACCAGAAGCAUCUCUGUCUCCAUCCCAGGACUGGCUCCUACCUCACUCCCCCAGAACUCUUCCAGAGCUCUGGGGAGUCCUCAGAGUGACACCCCAAUUCUUACAGGGGCCCGCAGGUAGAUAGAUGGAGGGAUCAUUAUCAGGAUCUGGAGUGUGGGGGCAAGGGGGAAUGGCUUCCCGCUGCCAGAGGCCAGGGUUAGAUGGGAUAUUGGGAAGAUUCUUCCUUGUGAGGGUGGGGAGGGCCUGGCACAGGUUGCCCAGAGAAGCUGUGGCUGCCCCAUUCUUGGAACCAUUCAAGGCUAGAUUGGACAGUGACACAGAGAAACAGGAAAUAAAUUCUUCAAUCAAUUUAUUCACUUAGAAAGUUGACAUUAUUCAGCACUGGGUACAUGGGGGAUUGUUCCACCUACCAUGUAUAUGGCAAUUAUCAAAACUUUUAACAAUUUAUACAUUUUAACAAACAAAGGAAUUAGUGUUCAUUGGCUACAUGUUCCCUUAUUAAUUAGUAUUCUGUAUUGGUUAAUGGUUCUCCACUUCCCAUGCUGAUUAGUUGUUCUCUUCUUUUGGGUCAGUUGAUUUAUAGCAUCAGUGGUCUGUGGGUUGAUGGCCAUGGACACCCCACCCCUCACUGGCCAGAAUUACGUUUUACCCAUUUGGAGCUGAUUUCAACACAAUGACUGUGUUAGUUUUAUUAGUUAUUCCUUAUCUUGGGAGUCAUGCUAAAUGUCCUUGUGGCCCAUAAAUUCUGCACUCUUUGUGCCCAUUAUUAGUGGUAUUCCUCCCAAGCUAUGUUAACCUCUUCCCCCAGGUCUUAGAUCACUGAAUCAUGUCAAGCCCUAAACUGUUUUUCUAACACAUGGACAUCACUUACAGCUUGCUUCUUAGCUGCUAUCUGUUUAAUGGAUUAAAUAUCCCUUCUUUUUGAUUAGGCUUCAAAGUUACAAAGAUCAAACAUUAAAGAACAUCCUUUCUUAA
This is a messenger RNA of Parus major (Great Tit), 11662 nucleotides long. It is a transcript of the gene CCDC92B, whose product is annotated as coiled-coil domain containing 92B. Bases 3934 to 5082 code for a protein of 382 amino acids. The record is from RefSeq and is a predicted model, not a curated record. NCBI's taxonomy places the organism in Eukaryota, Metazoa, Chordata, Aves, Passeriformes, Paridae. The transcript is spliced from 3 exons.